AGGGGGAGCCCGGGAGCUGCGGUGGGCCGGGCCGGGCCGAGCCGAGCCGAGCCGAGCCGGGCUGGGCUGGGCUGGGCUGGGCUGGGCUCUCCGCUCCCUCAGCGCCGCCACGGGGCGGCCUCGGCUCCGCCCGGCGGCGGCUGAGGCUGACAUGAGAGCGUGGCCGGCGGCACCAUGGCUUCUGCCGGCAGCGGGCCGCAGGACGAGCGGGCGGGCGGCGAGCCGGGCCGCUCCCUGCAGCACAUGCUGCGGGCGAUAGCGGAGGAGCGCAGCCGCGCCGGGCUCCGCCAGGAGAUCAGCGGCCUCGGGUGUUUCAAAGAUGACCGUAUUGUGUUCUGGACUUGGAUGUUUUCAACAUAUUUUAUGGAGAAAUGGGCCCCCCGGCAAGAUGAUAUGCUCUUCUAUGUCCGUCGAAAACUGGCCUAUGUCAGUGGGGAUAGUACAGAGGGGAAAAAGCAGGUUGAAGUUGAAGUUUACCGGAGAGAUUCUAAGAAGCUUCCUGGGCUGGGAGACCCUGACAUUGAUUGGGAAGAGAGCGUCUACUUGAACCUCAUUCUACAGAAGCUGGAUUAUGUGGUGACGUGUGCUGUGUGCACACGCUCCGAUGGAGGAGACAUUCACAUUCACAAAAAGAAAUCUCAGCAAGUGUUUGCAUCUCCUAGCAAACACCCAAUGGACAGCAAAGGAGAGGAGUCAAAGAUCAGCUAUCCCAACAUAUUUUUCAUGAUUGACAGUUUUGAAGAGGUUUUCAGUGACAUGACUGUAGGAGAAGGAGAAAUGGUCUGUGUGGAGCUGGUUGCCAGUGACAAAAGCAACACCUUCCAAGGAGUGAUUUUUCAGGGGUCCAUCCGCUAUGAAGCACUCAAGAAGGUCUAUGACAACAGGGUGAGUGUUGCAGCAAAGAUGGCUCAAAAAAUGUCUUUUGGCUUCUAUAAAUAUAACAACAUGGAGUUUGUCCGAAUGAAAGGGCCACAAGGGAAAGGACAUGCGGAAAUGGCAGUGAGUAGAGUUUCUACUGGUGACACUUCACCAUAUGGUACAGAAGAGGACUCAAAUCCAGAUUCCCCAGUGCAUGAGAGAGUCACUUCUUUCAGCACACCACCAACACCAGAACGCAACAAUCGCCCAUCCUUUUUCUCCCCAUCCCUCAAGAGAAAAGUGCCCCGAAAUCGAAUUGCUGAGAUGAAAAAAUCCCAUUCAGCAAAUGACAGUGAGGAGUUCUUCAGAGAUGAUGAUGGUGGAGAUCUACACAGUGCAACAAAUCUGAGGUCACGGUCCUUAUCUGGAACAGGACGGUCUCUGGUGGGCUCGUGGCUGAAGCUGAACAGAACAGAUGAAAAUUUUCUACUCUAUGCACACUUAACUUACAUCACUUUGCCAUUGCAUCGAAUUUUAACAGAUAUCCUGGAAGUGCGUCAGAAACCAAUUCUGAUGAUAUAGCAGAGUGGGCACAGCCUUGGAGCCUUGUUGCCAAGUGCCUAACCACAGUGGUUUUCUGUGCUAACACUACCAUCUAGUGUCAGGAACAUAAACCUCCACUGGAAAAAGGGAAGUCAAAGAAUACCAGCCGAUCAAAAGUGCCUCUUUCUUCCUUCCUCUGCUGUCAUACGCCGUAUGCACAUUUGCAGUACAUCACUUGAGUGUUUCCGAUUGGAAGUGGACUUUCAGCAAGAUAAAACAAGAAGGGGCUGCGUUUAAAAGGAGUCAAUGCUUUAUGAACAGUUUAUUACUGUGUUUACUUUAUAACUAAGAAACCAACAAUAUGGACAGAAUGUGUUAAACUUUAUAUUCUUUGAGAGAAACAAUUUGAGAAUUUCAUAAUGAUGUGCUAAUGAACGUUGUUCCAUAGACUCUCGCCCAUACUCUCCUUGUUGGAUUGACUUAAUUUGUGUGAGUGCGUCUGUGCGUGUUGGGAUUGAAGGGAUGAGAAAAUUUCCUGCUGAAGGAGGAAAAGGAAAAUGAUACCAUAAAGAUAUAUUGCCAUUUGGAUAUGUGCAGUCGGAUAGGUCCGAGCUUAAAAAGAGGCUUAAGAUGUUCCCAUUUGUUCAUGUGUCAGUGUUAGGACAGGAGAACUCUGCUGACAAAUUUCUGUAUCUACCAAAGAACAGCAACAUUUUCAUCCUCAAGACCUGGCAAAGAAACUGAGCCAGUGAAAAGAAGGCUAAAAUGUGCUGCUAUACUAAAGCUGAGGUUAAUAUCCACUACUAAUGCUGCUUAUCUCUGUUAGUUGAUUCAGUUUUAGUUUGAGGCUGAAAUGGAAAAAUAGGAGGCCACAAAUGGACUCCAAAAACUGAAAACCUUACCAAUAACCAACACGCUCCUGCACACACUGGACCAAAGUAGGUAAAGUUGUCCUUACUGAUAGUGUUCAAGGCCAAGGAGGGCAUAAGAGCUGAUUAAUGUCUUGGCAGCUUUCCCAGAUUCAUCUUUUCCUGUUGUUUUGCUGUACUGUUACAUGCUGAAGCACAACAAGUUUUCUUUUGAGACAAAUGUUUUAAAUGUAAUUCUGCUCUGAAAAGUGACUAAAAAUAGCAUUAGUGGGAGGUUUUAAAUUUGUGUUUUGGGAGGUCUCAGGAAAAAAAAGCCUUAUGUUUACAGGUAAAAUGCCGCUUUCUCAAAACAGAAAAAGUUUGCACUCCUUGACACGUGAAAUCUAAAUGAUAAAAUACUGAGACUACUGCAGUUUGAUUCACUGCUUCGAUGUGAGAGCUAGUCAUACUUCACAUUAUUUACAGCCACCUAACAGGCAUAGCAAAGGGUGGGGUAGCUUGUCACUUAUGGCAAGUGACACUGAUACACGCACAAAGAAAUCUAUGAAGAGUAAAGGUGUCUUUUUUUGUCACUAUUCAGAGUCUGAGCACCUAAACUCUCUAAUGCUGGUGCCACACUUACAUGUGCUCUGAGCCUGGACCUUUGUCUCCCUCACACCCAGGCCUUCCUAAAGUACUUUGUUACUUUCUCAGUAGCCUCUGAUGACUUAACCUCUCAAAUAGGACUCUGCCUUUUUUCCUCAGGUCAUGUUCCAUGGGAGUAGCUCCACUUCAGUGUUAAAGGUAGACUAACUUUAUCAUUCAGCCCUACAUGAUGAAUCCAGUAUAGUAAGGAGGUCUUUUUUGUUUGUUUGUUUUUGAGGCUAGCCCUGGAAGUAGUCACCAUAGUCCAGAGUGACGGCAUUUCUAAUACUGGCAGCAUGACUGCAUAACAGGGACAGCUGACCAGUAGUUAGUUUAUUUCAUAUGUUUUGCAACAGCAUUACAAAAAAGUUCACAUGGUCAUUGCCAGCACAGCCACUUCUCAUGUUGCAGACUUUGAGUCUCGUUCCAUGGGAGUGUGUGCUUGUGUGUGUGUGAGGGUGUUCACGCUGUCUAACCUGAGGCAUGCAACUCAGGUGCCUAGGUUUCCUACCUAAUCCCAGGGAGAGAGACUGACUCCUAAAUGAGCAGCUGAAAAGCUCUCUCUAGGAACUUCAAAGGCAGUCCAGGUGCUUACCUGAGGUCCCUGGGUAGUGUGCCUAGUGCCAGACAGCACAAAGAUUCUCCUUCCCAAUGUCCAUGGCAACAGUUAAACCACUCUUCAACUAGAACACCAGUCCUACUCUGAAGCCUCUGAAGAUGUUUUAUUUUUUCUAUGUUUUCAUAUUGGGGUGGGCAAAGCAGUGCUGUUUUCCUUCAAAUAUUCAUCAGGGAUGGAAGGGAGAGAGAUCUAAUAUUUGUCGUACUAGUGGCAAUUGAUACCUUUUAGUCAAACAGAGAAAUAGCAGACAUGGAAACGAAGCAGAUCCAGAUCGGAACCUGAGUCAUGGGUGCCUGAGUACUGCCUAGUUGACAGUAAUUUUUAAUGCUUUUCUGACAUUGGUAUAUUAAAUUUAGGUAGCUUAAUUUCAUGCAUUCUGAAAGACUGGAACAGAUCUUACAUAAGAUUUCAGAGGAAAUGACAAAUGAAGAAAGAUUCUAAAGUAGUACAGUAGUAGAAAGGCAAUGUUACAGAAAAGACAGCACAGAUCCCUUGUCUAUUAUAUGAGAAAUAUUGUCUGCUUUGUUAUAUGUACACAGAUGAGUUCUGAUGUCUGGUUUUUGAAGGGAUGAAUAUAAAAUUCCUAUAAAAAAAAAGCUAAUUGGUUUAUUUUAUCCUGCUAGCAGGUAUGCUAUAUCUGUAUUGAAGACAACUUUUUUAGUAGAAAAGGGCUACAGGUAUGCCCAAAUGGACAUCCAUAGAAAAUGGAGAUGAAAAAGUCUACUGAAUGUCAAUAGUGCUUUUUAGAAACAAGUUAGAUGUACAAGAUUCUCAACUAUUUCCUCUCUAAACAACUGAUGUGCAGUUCCUAUGUGUCGCACAUGUUUUCUUAGCUUGUUAUCAGGUAGGAGGGAAAAAAUGCAUAUUUUGUUUUGCUUUUAAACCCUUAUAAUUUAUUGUCCUCAUACAGACAGAUUAACAGAGAAGGUGAUCCAAGUUUUGCCUGGGUCAAGGAUGCACGGCUGGUUCCUUAACUUGCAAUUGCACUAUACUAAAAAAAGAAAAGGGAAUGUUAGAUAGAAACCUCUCACACUUUUAAUUUGGAGGGGGUUUUAAUUCUGUAGCUCCAAAGCAGUAAACCAUUAGAUUUGAGCCUCUGUUGACCAUUUACGUUGCUGAGGAAUGAACUGGAGUGCAGGAAAGUGCAGCUGUCCACAUCCUGGCUGUUGGAGUGCAGUGGUUUUCAUUUCAUUUCAUAUUGAUGUUGAUACUUGACAUCAGCUCUGUAUGAGAAAGCAGCACAGUUAACAGAUUCGGGAAGCUUUGCAGAACCUUUUUAUUUAUUUACAGAAUCCCACCAUACCUCAUUCCGAGUUAACUUCUUCCCUCGCUCUACCCAUUUGCUCCCUCUGGAGACCUGGGGAUUAUCACUUCAACUCUUCACCGAUGAUAUAUGUUGACAGAUGUCAAAUGCAAGACUGUAAAUUUUUUCACCCUACGCAGGUUUUUCUUUGUUAUCAAUUUAGCAAGUAGAAAGCCUUCGGUUUUUAAAGAAAGCUCUUAAAUCACUUAUUUUGUAUUAGCGUAUUAUUGCUUUGCCUUAGAGACCACAGCAUAUGUGAAAUCAUGUUCUUAUUGCCAGCCAGUGCAGGACGGGUUCCAAGUCUUCUUUUAAAAGAAGCCUUUUUAAAAAAUGUAACAAAUCUUUCAGCUGUCUUGGCUAAUGCAGGCAGCUGAAAAUCCCAGUUUGUGUGGGUUCAUGUUCCUUCUCUUUUUGUUCUCCCAGUCCUCAUUGUUUAUAAGGCUUGAGCAUGUUAGGGAUGUGGAUCACUUGGUUUUGCAUUUCUCAUCACAGUCGGUGUGGUUGGUUUCCUAAAAAGAGAGUUGUUUGCAAGGAUGAGUUUUCACAGUAAAAUGGUUUGCGCAAAGUAUGUUAUCUUACCAUGUUUUAAUUUAAAUAGUCAGGUCCUUGGCUCUGCAAACACACUUUUCUGGCAGAUCCUCAUGCACAGAAUCCCAUUCUAGUCACAGAGGUCGGACAUGGAGACCACAUAAAUAGUCUGCACUUUAAGAUUGUUGAACUGCUGCUUGCCAAUCAUGUGUUUGUUUUUUUUUUUUCACUUUCCAGAUGAUUACUUGUCCUGUAUUUUGCAGUCUAAAGAUUCCCCGUAUUAAAGGUAGAUAUAAGACACAGUCUUCAAAAGUGCCUAGGUCCUGUUGUUAAUCCAAUGGGGUUUAAGAACGUUUUUUUUUUUUUUUAAUUUAGGAAGUUAGUACUCUUAAAUUCUGUGUGGUGAGUAGCAGUGUCAAGAAAUCACAAGUUAUAGUUCUUGGAAGAACUGGCCAUCUCCUACAGACUCACACUUCAUGUUAGGUUCUCAUGGUCCCAAAGAUUAUGACUGAAAGCUCUAGAAAUUGGAUUUCUUCUGGUCACAGCAGUCAGUUAUCUGCCAAUGCCUUAUCUUGUUUUUUGAGGUGUGACUGAAAGUGUGUGGUGUUGGUAUAUAGAAAUUCUGUGUCAAAAAUUGGUGCAGCAGAAUCCAGUAAAAGGCAUUGUUAAAUAAGUAGCUUUUACAUCAAACCUUAAAUGAAACAGUAUUUUACACCAGAAUGUAGCUGUUUGGACCUUUGAUAGAAAUAAUACAAGACUGCAAGCAGGUUACAAUGUUGAAUGUGUAAAUAUAUAAAUACUUUCAACCUAAUUUCAUCAAACUAACACUUGUUGCAUGGUUUGUUUUUUUGCCUCAUUGAUGAUUAGUGUUGAUAAAACGAUGAUGGGUUGGAAAUGAUGCUGACACUGUACUGAGCCCUUUGAACAAAGAGCAAGGAGAACCUUUGUGCACCAAAAAUGGAGUUGAUUUUGCAUAUGGCAGCAGUGAAGAAAGCGUUGGACCCUGCAGCCAAUAAACAGACCUCUUAAACGACCAUGAAUUUUGUUAGCAGUUUUUACUCUCUACUGUGCCUGGUGGGAUUUGAGUUUGAAUGUAUUCUUUACUGGUGGCAAGCACGAACAGUGGAAUAACACUCUGUGGUACUCAUAAUAAGCAUUGCCAAAUAGACACUCAUGAGAAAAAGUAGUCUGUUUACUCUUUUCUUUUUUUUUUUUCCGCUUGGGCAAAACUUAACUUUCUGACUGCUUGCUGAAUCUUUCAAUGAACAGCCUCGGGCAACUUCACAUUGUAUAUAUAAUAGGGGAAGAAGGUAAAAGUCAGUGUACUUCUGAAUUUGUUUUAAAAGGCUUUUUGAUGUUCCCAUUAGGUGCUGGCAUUAAAAAAAAAAAA
Anas platyrhynchos (mallard) is the source of this 6734-nucleotide messenger RNA. Its product is annotated as KIAA0930 ortholog. Lineage: Eukaryota; Metazoa; Chordata; Aves; Anseriformes; Anatidae. The record is from RefSeq and is a predicted model, not a curated record.